CGCUGAUCAUGUUGAAACAUUAUGUAAAACAAAGUAGAAAACGUGUACGGAUUAUGCUAAAUAUAACUAUCUAGGCACCAUAGAAGACAGAUUGUGGAUACAAUUGACUAUAAGAUGAUGAUCAACAAAAGAAGAGUAUAAAAGGUGCAACUUUUCCUUUUCGUCUAUAGGAAAGGAGUUCUUCAAAAGAUAAAGUUUCAUCAUUGUCAUUCUUUUCAUGAUGCUAAGUAGUUACAAAAUGAAAUAAAACGGUUUAGAAAAAAGCUGAGAAUAAAAUUCUUAAUGUUAUACACACACGAAUGUAUUUCCUAUUGUAGGAAAUUUUAGAAGAAAUAUCAAAAAUAGUUUUGGAAAGUAACAAAAUGAUUAAUUUGUACGAGACACGAAAUCGAAUCCAAACAAUGAUGAUUUUGAUCACUUGCUCUAGUGUUGUUAUAGUUGGCUUUAUAGAACUGCGACUGAACUUUCCAGUGGUAAAAACGUUGCCUACGCAUUUAACAGAUAGUGUAAUAAAGUUCAGAAACGACCCCCAUGUCAAAUACAUGAAUGUUUCAGUUUACAAAAUCGGAAUACUAAUCCCAUCCACGACAAGAUAUAUUACAAAGCCAUCGUUGAAUAAAUUGAGUCUUACCAAUAAAUGUAUACCAUCCAUAUUAAAAUUCAUUGAAAAGAAAUAUAAUUUUCUUAUUUACAUUGGAGUUGAUAAAGGUGAUUAUCUUGAAACAGUUAAGCAUAAACUUGAGACAAUUUUUGAUAAAAUAAAAGUUGUAGUAACAAGUGGCGGAUCAUUUACAAAAACUGCAAAUGCAAUAGCUAGAGAAGCUUAUACAGAUGGUAUGGAUUAUUUAGUUCGUAUAAAUGAUGAUACAACGUUUGAAACAAACAACUGGAUUUCCCAAGGAAUAAAAGUAUUACAGAACUUUUCUCCACCGAACAUAGGCGUUGUAGGACCAACUUGUAGACAGGGAAACACCGCCAUUCUAACACACGAUAUGGUACAUCGGACACAUUUGGAGAUUUUUGAUUUUUACUACCCUCCAUACUUUGAUAAUUGGUGGUCAGAUGAUUGGAUAACAAGGGUGUACCAACCGAAUCGAUCAACUAAAUUAAACACAUGGGUGGUGAAUCAUCAUUUAUCUGCACAUAACACUAGAUACAAAGUGGACUUCAAACAACAUUCCCGACUGAAUAAGACUUUAAUGUUUGAUACAGAAAGACUUUCGGAAUAUCUUGAAAGUCAUAACCGAUCACAAACCACCCUUUGAGGCUUCUUCUUUACCGAAUGACAUUUAAUUUUUUGGUGAAGAAUAUUGUCAAAGCCAAUUAUGAAAUAGAUAAUGUAUUUAAGGGUUGUUACAAUGGUUUGCUGCAGUCAUAAAUUGAUUAACUAUUCUAAAAAUAUUUUUAACUUCGGGAUAUAUAUAUUCAGAAUAUAAGACAGUUUUGAAUCAUCAGUUUCGAUAUUGCUAAAAAGUUAAUAUUGAUUAGAAAUCUGUUCAUUAUAUGAAUGUAAACAUCUCAUACUAUAUUUUUCAUACUUUUAUAGAAUAACUCCCCUUGUACCUUCUGUUUUGUAUAAACUUUUUUCUCAUGGAUAAACUGUAUAUUAGUUUUCAAUUUAAAGUUUGCAAGAUUGACAUUGAAUAAAGUGGGUUUUUUACAAAUAUACACUGUUUUUAAGCGAUUUUAGGCGAUUUUACAUUGUAAAGACAAAACCUGACAACCACCUUUCUUUGAAGACAGACAGAAAAUUCAGUCAGUUCUCAAUUGUGAAAUAAUCAUAAGACCAAAAAUAAUCUUAAUAACAAUCUUUUAAUUUUGAUGGGCAUUAUUUUAAAAUCUUGUUUAAAUAUGUCAAUUAUAAUCGAAAAAGAAAUAGAAUAAAUAUAAUCCACUUCAUGUAUUACACUUGUUUAAAUGCUUUAUACUAAUAUAAAUGAAAUAACAUAUUUUUUAAAAACUCAUCUGUUUUAAAAACAAAUUGAUUGCUUUUGUUCAUAUUUACAUAAAGCUUUAUGUUGCAAAAAUUAAGAGACUCAAAAUUAGCAUGUUUGCAUUCUUUG
This is a messenger RNA of Ruditapes philippinarum (Manila clam), 2063 nucleotides long. RefSeq lists its product as uncharacterized. Bases 363 to 1265 code for a protein of 300 amino acids. The record is from RefSeq and is a predicted model, not a curated record. The transcript has 2 exons. NCBI's taxonomy places the organism in Eukaryota, Metazoa, Mollusca, Bivalvia, Venerida, Veneridae.